AUGCAUCGACAUCAUCGGCCACGCUAUUCCCGAAAAUUCAAGUCCGAAGUCACGGAUUUCAUCGAACUGGUGCUUCGGUCAGACCCUUACAAGACUGCCGUCUUUCCAAAGCUAUAUUCCGCACCACCGCCACUCUCUCAAGGACCAUCGAUCAUCUUCCAAAACUACGAAAAAGUGUCCAUCUCGUUCUUCCUCGAAGGUCUAGACUUCCUUCGAUGUGCCUCUCCAACUACCACAGAGAUACCAUCAGUCGGUGGCUGUGCAACGAGGAGAAGAACAAGUUAUUGCUUGGGAAAGUGUCGGCGCGCGAUCAGAACUACCGUUGGCUACUCUUUCUUUCCGUCUUAUGCACGGGCACAGGCCCGAUAUAUCUACAUACGUCUGAACCGCCAACCUUCAACGUUGACAUUUGCGUGGAUAGGACCAUCAUUUUAUCAGGACCUUUCUACGUUUUCAAUACCAUUCGAGCUCUAUGAUGAUCUGUAG
Mycena indigotica is the source of this 486-nucleotide messenger RNA. RefSeq lists its product as uncharacterized. The record is from RefSeq and is a predicted model, not a curated record. The coding region runs from base 1 to 486 and encodes 161 amino acids. The transcript is spliced from 2 exons. Lineage: Eukaryota; Fungi; Basidiomycota; Agaricomycetes; Agaricales; Mycenaceae.